Messenger RNA from Malus domestica (apple), 4704 nucleotides. The record is from RefSeq and is a predicted model, not a curated record. NCBI's taxonomy places the organism in Eukaryota, Viridiplantae, Streptophyta, Magnoliopsida, Rosales, Rosaceae.
AUGGUAGCUGGAGAAUUAUUUCUUGGGGCAUUUCUGCAGGUGCUGCUCGACAGGUUGACGCCCCGCGGUAUCCUCAACUUCGGUCGCCUACGGAUUGUCGAUAGGAAACUGAAGAAAUGGAGUGCAAUACUGUCUGCAAUUGGAGCUGUGCUGUAUGAUGCGGAAGAGAAACAGCUCACAAGUGAGGCAAUCAGACUGUGGCUGGAUGAUCUCAAAGACCUGGCUUAUGAUGUGGAAGACAUAUUGGACAGAUUCUCCAUUCAGACGUUACGACGCAAGGUCAAGCAGCGACAUGGAACUCGAGCGAGCAAGGUACGGAGCCUAAUUCCUAAAGCUAAAUUCAACUUUUGUAUGAACAUGAAAAUGAAGGAGAUUACGGAUAGACUGGUAGAGAUAUCUGAACGGAAGGACCAGCUUCGCUUGAACGAUACUGGAACUUCGGCAUACACUACUAAGGCAUAUAGAGUGCCUCCCAGUUCUUGUCAACCAGAUGGACCUGUUAUCGGAAGGGAUGAAGACAAAAUGAAGAUGGUCGAGUUGCUGUCAAUAUCCGAGCCUUGUACCAGCAACUUUCAUGUAGUUUCCAUUCUUGGCAUGGCGGGGAUCGGAAAGACAACACUUGCAGGACAUGUAUUCAACGAUGAUGCCAUGGAACAGUUCGAUCUUAAGGUAUGGGUGUAUGUGUCGGAUGACUUCAACAUCGUAAGAGUGACAAAGGCAAUUCUUGAAUCGAUCACAUCCGAGCACUGUAAGUUGAAGGAGUUCAGUAAAGUUCAGGACAAUCUGAGUAAGGAAUUAGCUGGUAAGAAGUUUCUGAUUGUCUUGGACGAUGUUUGGAGCACAUGUGACUAUGAUAUGUGGACGAAGUUGCAGUCCCCAUUUCGGGUUGGAGCACUGGGAAGCAAGGUGCUUGUGACAACACGUCAUGAAACAGUUGCGAAAAUUAUGGGAGCCAUUCAAGUUCAUAAUUUGAAUUAUAUAUCAAAUGAUGAUUGCUGGCAAGUGUUUGAACAGCAUUCAUUCUUGGACAUUAACAAUGGCAGACCGCGCAAUUUUGAGUUACUUCGGGAGAAAAUCCUUGCAAAAUGCAAUGGAUUGCCUCUGGCUGCGAGAACUCUUGGUGGACUUUUACGGUGUAAAGGAAUGGGCGAAUGGCAAGGAAUAUUAGACAGCAAAAUAUGGAGUCUAUCAGAUAAGAGUGGCAUUCUCCCAGUACUGAAAUUGAGCUAUCACUCUCUCCCUUCAAACCUUAAAAGAUGCUUUGCCUAUUGCUCAAUACUUCCCAAUGACUACGAAUUUAGUGAGAAGCAGUUGAUCCUCCUGUGGAUGGCAGAGGGUUUGAUUCAGCAUUCGGAAGAAGGUAGACAAAUGGAAGAUCUGGGUGGAGAGUAUUUUCAGGAGCUUUUAUCCAGGUCAUUGUUUCAGAAAUCGAACAAAAGCAAUUCAAAAUAUGUAAUGCAUGACCUCAUUAGUGAACUUGCACGGUGGGCUGCAGGAAAAGUAUGUUUUAGAUUGGAGGAUAACGUGGAUAAGAGCAUGCAACAGCUCAGAUGUACUCCAAAAGCUCGUCAUUCUUCUUACAUUUCUGGAGAGUUUGAUGGGGCUCAAAAAUUUGGCACCUUUUUCUCGGCUAAACACCUGCGGACUUUCCUACCGUUUACACUUUCAGAAAACCCCCAGAAUUAUGUGACUUGUAAGGUUACUCUUGAUUUAUUGCCAAAAUUGCAAUACUUACGGGUCUUCUCAAUGAACAGCUAUCAAAUAACUGAGCUACCAAAUUCGAUUGGUAAACUGAAGUUUCUACGCUACCUUGAUGUUUCUCACACACUGAUAACACGGUUACCUGAAUCAACAAGCACACUUUGUAACUUACAGGUAUUGCUAUUAGAGAAUUGUUCACGUUUGGAGGUACUGCCCAUAAACAUGAGGAAUUUGAUUAAUUUGCGUCAUCUCAACAAUUCAAAUGUACCUUCUCUGAAAGGGAUGCCUCUGCAACUAGGGCGGUUGACUAAUCUGCAGACACUAGCCAAUUUUGCCGUGGGUAAAGGUAGCGCGUCAAGGUUGAUGGACAUAGGGCCCCUAUUGCAUCUUCGGGGGACAUUACACCUCUCAAGAUUGGAGAAUGUGACUGAAGUUGAAGAUGCAAGGAGGGCUGACUUAAUUAGCAAGGAAGGGAUUGAUUUCUUGCUACUACAAUGGUCAGAAGGGAGUGGCACAAGAGAAAUGGAGGCAGAUGUUCUUGACAUGCUACAAGCUCAUAGAAAUCUCAAGGAACUCACCAUCAGGGGAUAUAGUGGUGUGAAGAUUUCUACUUUGGUGGGAAAUCCUUCGUUCACUAAUAUUGUAGUUGUACGCUUACAAGAUUGCUGUAACUGCAAAUUCUUGCCACCACUUGGACAAUUGCCUUCUCUGAAAGAGAUUUCUAUAAAAGGAAUGUCUGAAGUAGAAAAUGUGGGUUCCGAGUUUUAUGGAGAGGAACAUUUCUUCAACAUUUCUUCAUUAGAAAAUCUUGUGAUUCGCGAAUGCGAUCAGUUGGUGGUUUCAGUUGCCAACUACAGAGAACUUUGCACGUUGUGCGUCCACAGUUGUAAAGGCUUGGUGUAUCAGAGUGCGGUUGAGUUUCAGUUGCUAGAUUUGGAAAUAACUGGUUGUGCAGAGCUGACACCGUCGUUGCAGAGUGAGGAUACAUUACUGCAACACUUUACUUCUCUUCACCGUUUGACAAUUGAAGGUAAUUCUCACCUAGUUCAAUUGCAUCACCUGACAUCACUUCAAGAACUUCACAUUGACAAAUGGCCAAGCCUAGUUUCUUUUCCAGAAGUUGACUUGCCGCCUUCUCUUAAGGAAAUAAAGAUUCGAGGUUGUGAUUCUCUCACGCAUUUUGCAAGAUAUCGUCUACCCCCAAGUUUAAGAAGAAUAGAGAUAAACAGAUGCCAAAAUUUGAAAUCAUUAGUGGAGGACAGAGAUGGUUCUGCAUCAUCAUCUUCUUCUCCUUGUUUGACACAAAAUGAGGAAUCUUGUCUUGAAUACUUGAGCAUAUGGAGUUGUCCAUCUCUGACGUCCUUGUCAUCUAGAAUCCAGCUGCCCAAGGCGCUUAAGCACCUUCAGAUACACACUUGUAAACAACUGGAGUUCAUAACUGACACGUUCGACCACAACACUCAUCUUGAAUACAUUCAUAUCUGGUAUUGCCCAAAUCUUAAAUCUUUACCAGAAGGCCUUUGCUACCUUCCCAAUCUUCAGAAGUUGAGUAUUUAUGGUUGUAGAAGUCUUGUUUCGUUCCAGCGGGGAGGAUUUGAGAUAAUCGCUUCCAAUUUGAGAGAGAUUGACAUCACUAAUUGUGAUAAACUGGAGGCCUUACCCAAAGGCAUGCACAACCUCAACUCUCUCGAGAUAUUAAGAAUCCCUUAUUGUGAUGGUUUCAUGUCCUUUCUAGGAGAGGGCUUUCCCCCUAACCUAAUAUCACUUAAAAUUCUGAAUCUCAAGAGUUGCGAGCCACUCUUCCAAUGUGGUUUGCACAGACUAACCUCUCUCAGAGAGUUGUGGAUCAGCGGUGAAGAUCCAGAUCUAGUCUUCUUUCCACCUACGGAGAUGGUGCUCCCCAAAUCUCUCAUUAAACUCAUCGUUGAAGACUUCCCACAUCUCCGGUACCUGUCCAGCAAGGGCUUUCAGUUCCUCACAUCUCUUAAAUCUCUUUACAUCUGGACUUGUCCCAAGCUAGAAUCCAUUCCAUAUGAGGGCCAGCUUGUUCCACUGACACAACUUAGUAUCCGUCAUUGUCCUCUGCUAGAAGCGAGAUGCAAACCAGAUAAAGGUCGAUAUUGGCGCUCCAUAGCUCAUGUCCCUUACAUAUGGUUGGGAGACAAGAGGAUCCUAGCUCCCUGAUAAAAAAUGAUACAAGAGGAAACAUUCAAGCCUACUAUUCUCAUACUCCGUUCCAGGCAUAUUUGCUUUCAGAGGUUCGGUAUAUUCAGACGCUGUUAUCACUGGAGAAAUUCAAUGUCUGUCAGGUUUUAAGAUCCCCUACAUAAAACGUUCGAGGCUUCCCGAAAAUGUCUUGUCAAGAAACCCGUAUUUCUAUCAAUGAGAAGAAGAGAUGGGGGUUGUGCAUCCACAAGUGCAUAUUGCCAUAUUCAAGUGGCUGCGAAACAUUAUCUCUUCUUGAUUUCUGCACUUAAAGGAGCUUUCUAAUGCAUCUAUUGUUUAACAUGUAUAAUGUAGCAGAAAGGAUGACCGCAAAGUUAUCUUUGUUACAAUGGCGAAGAUUUCUACAGGCGAAAUUGCUCCCGAAUAUGAAGUUUCUGCUGAACAAUAUAGCUCCAGAAGAUGCUAUCGGUGUGCUCUUGACUCUCUACGAUCUACGACAAUUUGUAGAUAGAGAAUAUUAUUUAUAGUUUGCUUUGAGCUGCUGCUCCUGCUUACUGAAGGUACUGCGUUACCUAAUUUUCGCGUGUUUCAAGGUCCUGCUUAAGGCCUAUUCGAUGGUCCUUUAAGAUCAUAAUUGGACCAUCUGUGUGUGCAUAUUUCUUAAUUUCUUUUGUAUCAUCGCUGAACGCUCGUAUUGAUGCGAAGCUGCUAAUGAAACGCAGAGUUUGAAGACUGUAAGAUUUCUUACAAGAAGAAAUCGAUUAACAUAGUUGAAGGAGAAGACGAGGCGUUGUUGGGUUUAUUGAGAAAACAAUGAAAUUUCUCUUACAUUAGCGA